ACAUACUUCACUGCACUACAAGCCCAUCCGUCUCACCCAGUUUGCCGUCUCGUAGCCGAAACCCUUCGAGCUCCUCUAUUGGUCCAAGUUUGUCUAAUCUUUCUUCGGCUUCGACACAUCCCAAUUCACAUUCGCCCACGCCUGCACGCACACCAACGCCAACCCUACCUCUUCAGUCCAGCCAUCUUCAACAGCAGCAUCAACAUCAUCCGCAGUCUCACCAGCACGUUCAGAUGCCCUCGACAUCGUCCUCGUCUUCCAGCCACCCUAUCUGUACCACGUUAACUGGCUUGGCACAUCCAGGCAGCAGGCCAUCAUCCGCUCAUUCCAAUUUACCUAGUCCAAUGGCUUCGGCGUCUGCUUCUCAGUCGCCGUCUAGUCAACUAUCUCAGACGCCGCAACCAGAACAAUUUACUACCUAUCCAUCUCAGCCUGGUACUCCUGCCAACCUCCAUCAGACACACGUCCACAGUCAUCAAUUGCAGCAGCAACAUCAGCAUUUUCACCAACAUCCUUCUCCUGCCUCGCUGCAUACUCAAUUACCUAUCGCUCCUGCAUAUACAACAUCGCCUUCUACCUGCCAAACCACUGCUCAUUCACCCAGCAUGUCAAGAUAUCAAGCUUCGACCCCUAAUGCUUCAGUGAUGGUUCAAUAUUCACAACAGUCACUCCAGACGAAUGUAAUGGCUGGAAACAGCUCCCUUGGUAGCCCGGCCUCAGUGCCUUCUACGCAUUCCCACAUUGCCGGUACUUCUCCUCUAGCCUCUGGACUCUCCAGCCUCAAUGGUAACACUGGCAGCUAUCCCCCGCUGACUAAUAAUGUUCAAUCCCCUCAGAUCACCGCUCCAAGCCAGCUACCUAUAUUAGCAUCCCAUACUCCUUCAACUUCCACACUUUUGAAUCAUACGCAACAGCAGAAUCAAUCAGCAAUUUCAGACGUCGCUACAUCUCUUUCUCACUCACCAUCCUGCCAGACUGCUCUUCUGUUGAAUCCAACUUCUAGCUCUGCUCUAUCUGGUACUACCAUUGCUAGCCCUUCGAUAGCCUCUGCUUUGGCACAGGGUGCUGCCUUUUCCACUCCAUCUUCUUCAUCUUGUCUCACUGUGUCUCGACCAGGGCAGACUAUGACUACAAGUACAGGAUGCAUGAAUUCUCCAGGAAGUAUAUCGGCAGUCACAAUCACAGCAACAGUCGCCGCGUCAUCCCCUACAAUACCUGGAUACUGCGUCGUCUCAUCUUCACCUGCUGCUCGACUUACCCAGCUUCAUCAUCCACCGCCCCCACCUCCGCCUACUUGGCCACCUACUCAUAUUAUUCAAACUACCCAACAGUGUAGACCGAUGGCUGGGACCUCUUCCACACCUGGCCCCUCGUCCUCAACUUAUCUGAUCGGGACACAAACGCAAUCUUCUGCUGUUCAUCAACCUUAUUCUUCUAUGCACCCCCCACCACCCCCCGUUCAGACUUCAGCAUCCCAGCAACAUCUUCAUUUAUCUUUACAGAGCCCUCCACAAACGAAUAUCCAAGGCUCAGGCACUCAGUUUCAUUUUUCGCAACUUCAACACCAUCCACAACAAUUCCAACAGGUUCAGCAGCAGCAACAGAUUCAGUAUAGUCAAGGAAGCAACCAACAACAGUUGCAUCAGCAAGUAUCACCUCAACAAUUUGGCCAUACUCAAAACCAAUCAGGUAAUCUCAGCCCCAUUCAGACCCAAGUGCGCCACAACCAGUUGCAGCAAAAUCAGAAUCAACAACAAUUAUCUCAUUCACAACAAUCUCCCAAUUCUCAUUUACUUACUCACCCAAAUCAUCAGCAUCACCUUUUUCACAGUCAUCAUCAUCCAUUGCAACAACAACAAUCACUUUAUCAGCAAAUUUCCCGGGUCAGCCCGUCCGCCUCUCCUGUCAAUGCGCCCGCUCCUCAAACGCCUACGCCACCGCCGUAUGCUUGCACGCAACUCGGUCUCUCACCUAGUACUCCUCAGUCUCGUUCGAUCAUCAGCUCCCCUUCU
Protopolystoma xenopodis is the source of this 2012-nucleotide messenger RNA. Lineage: Eukaryota; Metazoa; Platyhelminthes; Monogenea; Polystomatidea; Polystomatidae. The record is from the annotation of a GenBank genome assembly.